This is a messenger RNA of Marasmius oreades (fairy-ring Marasmius), 928 nucleotides long. RefSeq lists its product as uncharacterized. Gene Ontology annotation, biological process: translation. The record is from RefSeq and is a predicted model, not a curated record. NCBI's taxonomy places the organism in Eukaryota, Fungi, Basidiomycota, Agaricomycetes, Agaricales, Marasmiaceae. Gene Ontology annotation, molecular function: structural constituent of ribosome. The transcript is spliced from 5 exons. Gene Ontology annotation, cellular component: mitochondrial large ribosomal subunit. The coding region runs from base 46 to 783 and encodes 245 amino acids.
AUACUCGUUGCGCUCGGCCCGGUGCACGACUUUUCUGCUCCCUUCAUGGCCUCGAGAAUACGAGCUCCCCGAAUAUCUCUCGCAAACCUCAGUCCUGCUCGUGGAUCUCAACAUAAGCAAAAACGAGUUGGUCGUGGUCAGGGUUCGGGUUACGGAGGAACCUCAGGUCGUGGCCACAAAGGUCAAAACUCCCGAUCUGGUCCUGGAGUAAAGCCUUCGUUUGAGGGAGGACAGACACCCAUAACCGAGCUUUUUCCUAAGAGAGGUUUUGUUAACCAGAACGCGAAAACAUUUGCUCCCAUCAACCUCGACAGACUCCAACAUUGGAUUAAUCAAGGUCGAAUCACGUCUUCUCCAGACAAGCCCGUUACUGCCCGGGAACUUCUUUUGAGUGGCUGCAUACACGACGUCCACGACGGUAUCAAGCUGCUUGGAGAUGGAAGCCAACACUUCUCCUCGAAGAUAUACAUGAUCGCAUCCCGAGCUUCAAAGAGCGCAAUUGAAGCAGUAGAAGCUCACGGCGGCAAGAUAGUGUGUCAGUAUUAUAACCCACUAGCCCUUCGAGAUUGCGUCAAAGGGAGGACAGACCGUAUUCAAGCGGCACCCACGCGUAGAUCCGACAUUAUUUGGUACGGAAAGCAUUCAAACCGUGGAUACCUCUCUCCCGAGACCCUCAAGGCUGUCGGGGACCUUCCUUUUGUUCAGGAACGAUGGAAAGCCCUCUCAGUGGAACUCAACAAGUGGAAAAAGCAGGAUUUCGAUGUGCCCAAAAAGAAAGUAUAAAUGACACUGUAUCUACUUCAUUCCUCUCCCCAACCUAUAACUUACUUUAGUCUGCCGAAACGAUUUCCCUUACAUUCACUAUGCUCAAAGCAGAAGAUUUCCUUCUUAAAUGUGCGUCACUUACCGGGAACUUUGCACGGUGGCC